AAACAGUUAAGUUUGCUGUACAAAAUGACUUUAGUUGCUCAAAAAAGUUUAUUUUUACUUCUUGUUUCUAUUAUUGCUGUUUUUGGUGACUUUGAAGAUUCAAUUACUUUUACAGCAUUCACCAAAGAUGGCGAUAACUUUGUGUCGACAUUCGAUGACAAUCUCACGGAGCGUGGAUGUAAUUCUAGUGAAAAGGUAGCGGUCGUUGUUCACGGAUGGGGUGAAAGCAUGGAAACCAAUUGGGUUAAUGAUCUAAUUAAAAAUCUACGUGAAUAUCGUGGCGGAUGUAUAAUAUUCAUGGAUUAUUCCAAUCACUCUAUCGACAGAGAUUAUUUCAAUCUCGUGAGAAAAUUUGGUCCAAUAUCGAGUGUUCUAAUAAGGAAAUUAGAUCAAUUAAAUAAUCAAGGAUUUGAUGAUAAAAACAUGUUUAUGUAUGGAUUCUCGUUUGGCGCUCAGCUCUCAAUUUAUGCUGGCAUGUCCUUUGGGAAAAACCGAAUCGCUGAAAUGGAUUUGUGCGAUCCAGCCGGGCCAGGAUUUGUUUUGGCAUUCGAGCUCAGACCAACAUUUGCUGCUAAAAAUGUUCAAUGCAUCCACACAAGCAGUGCAAAGGGAACAAUGAAACGAAAUUGUCAUCAAGACUGGCUUAUGGGUAAAUGUGGUCGAUCACAAGAUGCAGCCGGAAUAUUUCCGCGAGGCAGUCAUGGUUUGUGUCCAAAAUUUUACAAUUCAGCAUUUACAAACAAUUUUUAUGCAACAGAGAACAUGUAUCGUUGUCCAUCGCGACGUGUUGCUGUGAAUGUGCCAAAGAAUUUCAAAAUGGGCUACAUGGAAACAAGGAAGAAUAAAGUGUUUGGUGACUUGUUUUCACCUACUAGUGAGUGCUAUCCAUAUAAUAAUUUGCCAGCGGCUGGUAUUGAUAAUAGACCAGGUCCAUUUGCUAGAAUGAGAAGACAAAGGCUUACACAAGAGCUAAGGAGAUGUGAAGCUUAAAUUAAUGACGUCUAGGGAAGAUGAGAAGCUAUUUUUAAUACGUCAUAUGUGACAAACCCCAAAGCAAACAGUUUUAAAAUUUAUACAAAAUAAAAUUAUGUUAUUCAUGAACCUAGCCAUGUAAUCUAAAAUUAAAAAUCAUUUUAAAAUAUUCUUAGUCACACAAAAUGUUACAUCUAUGCAUUGAAAAGCGGAGGUUAAAAUGAUUGUGUGAAUUUAUUUUCGCAUGUAAAUAAUUGCUGCAAUUUUAUAAUAUAGAUUAGUUGAUAUGUUUAAGUGUUUACCGGUAUUUAAAUGUUUUGAGAUAAUUUUGUUGGCAAAAUAAUUCCAACAUCUACAAGUAAGCUCAUAUGUCAACCUUCUUAGAAGAUGUAUGGAUUAAAAGUGGAUUAAAUUUGUCUGAGCAACAAAAUUUCAUGUUAUUUGACAAAAUAUUUGUCUAUGUAUUAAUAUUAAUUGCCUUUAAUCGUUUUUAAUUGAUGGAAUUAAUUUUACUGAUAAGCUACUGUAGCUUUACUUUUAUACAAACUCUAAUUGGAUUUUCUGAUUUCA
Molecule: messenger RNA, 1542 nt
Organism: Chironomus riparius
Lineage: Eukaryota; Metazoa; Arthropoda; Insecta; Diptera; Chironomidae
Source: the annotation of a GenBank genome assembly